Mus caroli (Ryukyu mouse) is the source of this 1448-nucleotide messenger RNA. The record is from RefSeq and is a predicted model, not a curated record. NCBI's taxonomy places the organism in Eukaryota, Metazoa, Chordata, Mammalia, Rodentia, Muridae.
ACCAGCGCGCGCGGUGAGCUGAGCAGCAUGGCGUCGGUGGCGCUAAGCGAGGCCGAGAAGGUCUACAUCGUUCAUGGAGUGCAGGAAGACCUUCGGGUGGAUGGCCGUGGCUGUGAGGACUACCGGUGUGUUGAAGUGGAGACCGAUGUGGUGUCUAACACCAGUGGGUCUGCCAGAGUCAAGCUGGGUCACACAGACAUCUUGGUGGGAGUGAAAGCAGAAAUGGGGACACCGAAGCUGGAGAAACCGAAUGAAGGCUACCUGGAGUUCUUUGUUGACUGUUCAGCCAAUGCUACCCCAGAAUUCGAAGGGCGAGGAGGUGAUGACCUUGGCACAGAGAUUGCUAACACCCUCUACCGGAUAUUUAACAACAAGAGCAGCGUAGACCUGAGGUCCCUCUGCAUCAGUCCUCGGGAGCACUGCUGGGUUCUAUAUGUGGAUGUGCUGCUGCUGGAAUGUGGUGGGAAUUUGUUUGAUGCUAUUUCUAUUGCUGUAAAAGCUGCUCUCUUCAACACAAGGAUACCAAGGGUUCGUGUUCUAGAGGAUGAAGAGGGGGCAAAGGACAUUGAGCUGUCUGACGAUCCUUAUGACUGCAUCCGACUGAGUGUAGAGAAUGUCCCCUGCAUUGUCACCCUGUGCAAGAUUGGCUGCCGGCAUGUGGUAGAUGCCACACUUCAAGAGGAGGCCUGUUCCCUGGCCAGCUUGCUGGUGUCAGUGACCAGCAAGGGAGUAGUGACAUGCAUGAGGAAAGUGGGGAAAGGAAGCCUGGAUCCUGAGAGCAUCUUUGAGAUGAUGGAGGUCACUGCAGAGUCACCCACUCCCAAGACCAAGAAGGCUGCAAAUGCCAAGAAAGAUUUGGUAAGCCCAAAGAUGUUUGAGGAGCUCAAGAACAGGAUGGAUGUCCUGGCCCAGGAGGUGGCCCUGCUGAAGGAGAAGCAGGCCUUACAGACUGUGUGCCUGAAGGGCACCAAGGUGAACUUGAAGUGCCUCCUGGCCUUCACCCAACCGAAGACCUUCCAUGAGGCGAGCGAGGACUGCAUCUCGCAAGGGGGCACGCUGGGCACCCCGCAGUCAGAGCUAGAGAACGAGGCACUGUUCGAGUACGCGCGCCACAGCGUGGGCAGCGAUGCGGAAAUCUGGCUGGGCCUCAACGACAUGGCCGCGGAAGGCGCCUGGGUGGACAUGACCGGCGGCCUCCUGGCCUACAAGAACUGGGAGACGGAGAUCACGACACAACCGGACGGCGGCAAAGCCGAGAACUGCGCCGCCCUGUCUGGCGCAGCCAACGGCAAGUGGUUCGACAAGCGAUGCCGCGAUCAGUUGCCCUACAUCUGCCAGUUUGCCAUUGUGUAGUCCAGCCUCUACUAGCCCAGCCCCGAGCGGAGGGGCAGGGCCUGGGCCAGGGAGUGGUGUGAACCACAAAGAGGAGAAGGCUGUUGAAGGGUGGG